AAGUUCAGUCGCAUUGGCCCUCUGAAUGGGUUUUGGGCGCGGCGAAAUUGCUGCGCAACUCUUCAUGCAGAUGUGACGAUGCGAUGGCUGUUGAGAUGCCUGGCCUACACUGUCUGGCAGGCAAGAGCUCGCAACGUCCAUUUCUACACCUAUUCUGACACUAUCCCACAUCCAGGGCUGUGUGCCCUUGCAGAAGCAGCCUAUGAACUGGGCCAUGGCCUGCGGGUCAUGGGGCUCAGCAAGAGGCCGGGCUACAUUCUCAUUCACAACCAUUCGCCAACCCUCAAGUUUUUGAUGCUACAGGAGGUCUUAGAGUAUGAGGUGAGCAAAGGCCGUAUCCAUGAGGAUGACAUUGUCAUUUUCUCAGAUGGUCAUGAUGUCUUGCUGCAGCAAUCGCUUGCGGAGAUUUUCGUGGCCUACAGUCGAUUCCCUGACUGGCCUUAUCUUAUCUCUGGGGAACGCAAUUGCUGGCCUUGGCCACAUACCCAUCCAUCACAUGGGACAUGGGAUUUGAACGACCAGAUCCCUUUUGCGAACCAGUCAUGGACGAUAAACCGAUGGAUCAGGUUCCUGCCUGAGGACUUCUGUCGAAUGAUUCGAGGAGAUGGUCCAUACCCGUACCCCAACAUUGGUUUGUCCAUGGCUCCAGCAAAGCGCUUCAUAGAGGUGCUGAAAAGGAACAACAAGAUCGUGCUUGAAGAGGAGAUGAAUGAUCAAGGUGCUAUGUGGUUGGUGAUCUUCCGCUAUGCUGAGGAGUUGAAUAUCCAGAUAGACCAACAUGCAGAGGUCUUCCUCAACAUGUUGGAAUACAAAGCCGGCGAUCUCGAGCGCGAACCCUGCGACAAGACCUGGUUCCGCGGCGCAGGCGGCUUCGGGCGGCCACCACGGAAUGCCUUGACCAACACAACUCCGGGCAUCUUGCACUUCAACGGACCUUCUCAUGAGGAUGGAGUAUGGCCCAGCUGCUACCAUGUCAUCAAUGGAAAGUUCCGAAGAAAAGAGCACGGCCACGCGUUCUACGAUAUAGAUCAUGACAUUUUGGUUGGAACCGACAACAUUUGCGACUACAGUUGGUAUGACAUUCAUAGUUUUCAUGCGCAUCCAUUGAACCACUACCAAGUCGACUUCCUGGAGGGAUUCUACAAACUUCCCGUAGACCCUGGUUUGUUGGCGUGGAGAGGUGAUGCCUCAGCAGUGGACAAAACAAAUUUUGGCAGCGAGGCGGACUUGCAACGAAAGUCGCCUCGGCUACACAAGGCCCUCCAAUGAGUAGCUGUCACCGCGGCGAUGCGGAUGAAGAAAAUCGGGCCAUCAGCUGAUGUCGAACGAUGGAGGGAUGGACAGCACAAAA
Cladocopium goreaui is the source of this 1351-nucleotide messenger RNA. The record is from the annotation of a GenBank genome assembly. NCBI's taxonomy places the organism in Eukaryota, Dinophyceae, Suessiales, Symbiodiniaceae.